CGAGGGCACCCCCUGUCACUGGCGAGAGCCGCGACAGGGAGCGACCGACAGAGUAUCGGACGGACGGACGGACGGACGGACGGACGGACGGAUGGCCAGUCAGUCAGUCAGUCAGUCAGUCGGUCCACUCGGUUCAAGCUAAUAAAAAAGUUAGUCUCCCCUUAGUUGUGUGAGAGAAAGAAGUGCACCAAGGGCUCAACAUACACAUAUACAUAUAUAUAUACAUACACAGAGACACGUACAUAUGUAUAUACACGCGUGCGAGGAGAGGCACGAGGAAGAAGAGAGUAUUGGAGGAACGGAGGGAAGAAGAGGAUCAGCCGGUAUAGUAGCGUUACAGUAGAUCGAUCUAGAAGAGAGUUGUUUAGUUGUUGCGCGGAAAAAAAGGGGGUGAGGCUGAGAGUGGAGGAGGCUGGCAUGGUGGCGGUGCAUCCUACGAAGGAGCUGCCCUCGCCGUGCCGAUGACGAGGCUGCAGAUCACGCCCCAACGCGAGCAAGGAAGGACGAAGAGGAAGAAGCGGCAGCGGGCACCGUCCGUCACCCCGAUCGGCCGGGGAGAGGUUAACGCCAGGUUACAGAUACGGAAGGCGCUGAGUGACGGAAGGCGGCGGCGGAGGCGACGGCGUCGCAGCAUCGCCGUUGCCCGGUGCGCGACACGGGUGCCGGUGGUGCGUUUGGUGCGGUUUUGGUGAGGGUGCCGGUAACGACAGUGGUGUAACAACAACAACAACGUCGAGGAUUUCUCGUGGGAGAAUCACCGCGUGAUCGGCGCCAAACGCCAGCAACAUGCCGCGCUGCCUCAUGGCCAAGAAGUGGAAGGCCUACCCGUGGCCGGAUCGCGUGGACGAUCCGCAGCAGGAGGAGGAGAACGAUCCGUCGAGCGUUCUGCAGGAGGGCCACGGCGGCGUGCAGCAGACAGCCGCGUCGUUGGAGAAGAGGCAGCACAGGCACGAGCCCGUCGAGGACGAGGAGAUCGACGUGGUCGGGGACACGGACACCAGGCAGGUCGAUCAUCAGCAGACUUGUUGGGGACCCCACAGUCCCACGGCUGGUGCCACCGCGCCUAGCCCACCGCCGCUCAACGCCUCCGGUGCACUCUACUAUCAUGGUUACACGCACGAGUCGUGGAUCAACCACGAGGAGCCGCCGAAGUACGCGACGCUACGCUCGGCCGCGGAGCUGGCCCGACCCGUGGUACCGUCCCCUCCGCCCCCGGCCGCCCCCCAGGAGCUGGCUGCAGUGGUGACCGGGUCGAGCCUGCACCAACCGCACCCAGCCCCGACGACGACCCCGUCGUCGGCCACGUCGUUGAGCCUGCCCCCGAGGAAAAGCCUGUCCAUGUGUUUCACGAGCACGGGGACGGCGCUCUCGCUGCCCCCCAAGAAGAAGGACAUAUACCGGCCCUACAGCCUUCAGCCGACGUCCGAGAUCCGCACGUCGGCCGAGGAGGACCUGUCCGCCGCGCAGGCGAUCCUCGACCUGAGCGCGUCACCAGCUGCGCCCACCCACUCGGUCUUCAUUCACACUUUGUCGCCGCCGCCGCCGCCGCCGCCUCCGCCGCCGCCACCGCCUCAGCAGACAGCGCCAGGAGUCGCGGCGAACGGACAGCUGCAACCUGCACAGCUACAACCGCCGCCGCCGCCGCCGACCGCUCAACCCAUCCCCGUCUCCGUGCUCGUGCCCGUGCCCAGCUCGCAGACCAACCAACUGCGCCAACAAGAGCAAACGCCUCAACCCCAGUCACCGGCCACCGCCGAGACCAACGCGACCAACUGCACUGGCGGGAGAGAUGGGAGCGGUAGUAGCGGAAGCAAGACGGUGGCGUACACGUACGAGGCGUUCUUCGUGUCGGACGGACGGUCGAAGCGUCGAUCGGCGAACACGAACGGGGCCGCGGUGCCGGACAAGGAGGCGGCGCAGCCGGACAGGCCCAAGUUCACGUGCACGGAGUGCGGCAAGCAGUACGCGACCUCGUCGAACCUGUCGCGGCACAAGCAGACGCACCGAAGCCUCGACUCGCAAUCGGCGAAGAAGUGCAUCCACUGCGGCAAGGCGUACGUAAGCAUGCCCGCGUUGGCCAUGCACGUGCUCACGCACAAGCUGGCCCACAGCUGCGGCGUCUGCGGCAAGAUGUUCUCCAGGCCUUGGCUGCUCCAAGGCCACCUGAGAAGUCACACGGGCGAGAAGCCUUACGGGUGCGCGCACUGCGGCAAAGCGUUCGCCGACCGCUCGAAUCUCCGCGCCCACAUGCAGACCCAUUCCGCGGACAAGAACUACGAGUGCUCGAGAUGCCACAAGACAUUCGCCCUCAAGUCUUAUCUGAACAAGCACCUCGAGUCCGCCUGUCUACGCGACGACGAGAUACCGCAGCAGCAGCAACAACAGCCGCAGCAGCAGCAACAGCAACAGCAGCAACAAGCUACGAACGGUAAUAACAAUAACGCGACGACGCAACACCAGCAGAGCAACAAUCGUAGUUUGUAGCAGCGCUUCGACGACAGGAAGGCAACGACAAGGCGUCUCGACGCCGUCGCGAGGGAGAGCUAGCGGUUGUUCCCGGCGACACCUGGUUAACGCCGGGCUAUACACGAUCGUCGAUGUGAAGAGAGGGAGGAGAAAAAGGAAAUAAAAGGUUUGCCGUAGGUUUUAAGUAGAAAAGUGCCAGUAGAGAAAAAUGGAGGAUAAUAGAGAGGAGUAACCGAAUGGUAGUGUUGUAGAGAGAGAGAGAGAGAGAGAGAGAGAGCGAACGAGCGAGCGAGAGAGAGAGAGAGAGAGAGUGUGGAAGAUGUCGGUUUCUUAAAUAAUGUCUAACAUUGAUAAAAACGUCCAAUAAUGUUAAGUCUUAAAAAAAAAAGAAAAAAAAACGAGCAGAAAGAGAGAGAAAGAGAGAAAAGAACAAAAAAAAGAAAAGAAACGAAAACGACGAAGGAGAAUAAGUGGGUAAUAACGAUAAACGAGAAAGGAAAAGAAAAUAAGAAAGAGAGAGAAAGAGAGAAAAGAAAAAAACGAGAACAAAGAACACGUCGAACGGUGACGUCCACACUGCAGUCUAGUCACUCUAGUCGAUUAUACUUAAUACAUUAUGAUAUUAUAUUAUUAUAUAUUAUAUAUUAUAUUAUAUUAUAUUAUUACAUAUAUAGUAUAUAUUUACUAGCGCGUACGAUUCUAGUCGCGAGCUCGUUACGGAGACACACUAUUUAUUGAUACUUAGCUGCCUAAAUGAGAUAAAGAAAAAUGAAAUUCUUCGAGGAUUAAAAAAAUACAAUAAUACACAUAUAUAUAUAUGUAUACAAAUUUAAUAUAUAUACAUAUAUAUAUAACAAAUCACGGGGGAUACACAUACACACACACACGCACACAUACACAUAUACACACAUCAUUGAUCGAUGAUCAAGGACGAGAUUUCCGGCCGGUUUUCGAUUCUUCUUCUAUCUUCAUUCCCCAAAGAUAUAAGAUUCGUCGUUCAUCGAAACGCACAGUCGUGGCCGGACGACUUCUUCGAUCGACCCUCCCCCCCAUGUUCCUUUCUCGAUGGCUCCUUCGACUCGGUCGGGCCGUCAUUAAACACUCGAUCGGUACUGAUGGAAGCGGUCGGUACAGGCCUGUACGUUUCGUUCGACGACGAGGAAAAAAACCGUUCGUGUAACGCAUUCUAAUUUUGAUUUAAUCGAAUUCUUGGCGGCCAUUUUUUUUAAUGAUGGGUGGUGGGCGAGAAUAUAUAUUAUAUUAAAUUGAUCGAGAAACUUUUAAUCACUUAUUUUUACAAUUUUAUUUGAAGGAAUAAUUUGAAGGGAAUUUAUCAGAAUUUCAGACGAGUAAAAUUCUGCAGCAAUGUUAAAUUUACACAACAAAGUGAAUGAAACAACGAUGGAUAAUCACAUCGAUCGAGCGAGAGAUAAAUAAUUAAUAAUGGAUUCUUCUCUAUUACGCGUCCUUGCCCGCCAUUCGUUAUUUCGUCAUGCUCGACACAUUUUAUGCCGUGUAAAAUUUUUUUUUCCACCCUGCAGUGAAUGACAGCAGAUUCUCACCUUUUCAAAUAUUUAAUCCCAUCAAUUGCCUCGUUAUUUUUACCUCGCGAACGUUCUCGUAUAAAACGAUAGAGAAGGAAAAGAGAGAAAAAAAGUCAUCGACAGUCGUGCGCGGCCAUAGAACGUGUUAACGACACGUGGGCAUCGACCGAAUCGCCUCGAGGCCGUCGCAAUAUUUUUCUCAGCGUCGUUACACGAUCGGUUAUACGUGUAUGUAUGCAAGCGUCGAAACGAGGUAAAAUUUUCAUCGCGCGUAUACACCCUCGAUCGAAAGUUUCGAAAUAUUUUUUGCAAAAAAAUUAAAAAGUAAGAGAACUCGUGUGAAGAAGAAUAUCGUUCGAUUCGACGAAUAUGCGAAUUUUAUUGGGGGGG
This is a messenger RNA of Apis mellifera (honey bee), 4400 nucleotides long. Its product is annotated as protein snail. Gene Ontology annotation, biological process: regulation of transcription by RNA polymerase II. Gene Ontology annotation, cellular component: nucleus. The record is from RefSeq and is a predicted model, not a curated record. The transcript has 3 exons. Gene Ontology annotation, molecular function: DNA-binding transcription factor activity, RNA polymerase II-specific; RNA polymerase II transcription regulatory region sequence-specific DNA binding. Bases 787 to 2484 code for a protein of 565 amino acids. NCBI's taxonomy places the organism in Eukaryota, Metazoa, Arthropoda, Insecta, Hymenoptera, Apidae.